Molecule: messenger RNA, 882 nt
Organism: Brassica napus (rape)
Lineage: Eukaryota; Viridiplantae; Streptophyta; Magnoliopsida; Brassicales; Brassicaceae
Product: F-box/LRR-repeat protein At3g59190-like
Exons: 3
Coding region: 1-882 (293 amino acids)
Source: RefSeq, a predicted model, not a curated record
AUGGUGAUCAACAAGAAGAAAGGAAAAGAAGGAAAAAAACGAGUUUAUGUAUUGCCCAUUUCGGACAAAAAUGAGAUCACCUUCCCGUGGAUACCAAGAAAAACUCCAAGAAGUUUUGUGGAUUUUGUGGAUAGAGUGUUGGUUUUGCACCAACAUGUUCCUUUAAACAUAUUCUCCCUCAAGUGUGUAGAUAUUGUUCAUCCAGCUAUUGUCAUUGGUUGGUUACUCAAGGUGUUGGAACAUGGCGUGUUAGAUCUUGAUCUAUACAUCUCCUCGGUGCAAGGUUACCCGCUCCCUUCAGAGAUGUUUGUGAGCGAGACUUUGGUUAGGCUGAAACUAGAAGUUAGAAAUAUUCUCACCAUUGAUGAGGCGCUUGAGGAGUUAGUUCUGGACAAUGUGUUCGAGUUUGGGGGGUCUUUCUCCGUUUCUCAUAACACCCUCAAAAGACUAGUGGUUGGUGAUAAGAGAACUAUCGAUGAACACCGCAAAAGCUGCUUCAACUUCAGUUCUGUCCAAACGGUGGCGCCAUCUUCUUCCUUUCGUAUUUUGACGAGCAAGAGUUUGGUUAGGCUGAGAGAAUCUGGUACAGAUGAGUUCACUAUUAUUGAUGUCGUUGAAGUUUCUCUUUCUCUUCCGAAGCUUAAGACUUUGCAUAUGAAUGAUGUUGGGUUUGCUGAUGAGAGUGGUGCUGCAUUUGCCAAGCUAGUUUCUUCUUGUCACGCGCUUGAGGAGUUGGUUAUGGAUAAAAUAAUGUGGGACUUUCGGGGUUCUUGCUCUGACUCCAACUCAAGUCUCAAGAGAGUGACAAUCUAUUCUGAGAACAUUGAUGAUGAGGAUCCAAAGAGUGUGUCUCUUUCAGCACUCCCAAUCUCAUCUCUUUAG